UCUAGACGUGAAGUUGUGAACACGUCAGUAAGACUGUUGAACGUUGAGUGAACAUCGACUGUCUUUCUUGCGCAGCAAACGCAAGUGCUGCAUCAACAGACUCCUUAGCAGAACGCGAGGAGGACAGAGGGGGUACUGUGACGACGAUUUUAGUAAUGUCUCUUGAGAAAUAACAUUAAAGGGUCUCUAAACAUGACUUCGGUGUGGAAGAGACUUCAGCGUGUCGGCAAGAAAGCAUCGAAGUUCCAGUUUGCGGUGACUUUUCAAGAACUGACAGUAGAAUGCACGAAGAAGUGGCAGCCAGACAAACUGAGAGUAGUAUGGAGCAGGAGAAACAGGAGACAUUGCACCAAGCUGCAUGGGUGGCAGCCUGGCAUCAAGAACCCCUACAGGGGCACGGUGGUGUGGCAGGUGCCCGAAAACCUGGACAUCACCGUCACACUCUUCAAGGACCCAACUGCAGAUGAAUUUGAAGACAAAGACUGGACAUUCAUCAUUGAGAAUGAGACUAACAAGGGCCACAGGAAGGUGCUGGCGUCGGUGGACGUCAACAUGAAGAAGUUUGCCAGCGCCACCCAUGCCCAGUACGACCUGAUGCUGAAGCUCAAGCCCCUGUCUGUGAAGGUGGUGGAAGCCACACUCAAACUGACCUUGACCUGCGUCUUCCUCAAAGAGGGCAAGGCCACAGAUGAGGACAUGCAGAGUCUGGCCAGUCUGAUGAGCCUGAAGCAGAGUGACAUCGGCAACCUGGACGACUUCAACGAUAGUGACGAGGAGGAGGGCGAGAGGAGGGUCAGCAUCGGAGCCGGCGUGGGCCCUGCCACUGCCGUCACAGCACCCAUGAGAAGAAUACGUGAUCAGGCAUGGAGGCCUGUGAUUGACCCAGAGACCACAGCUGCCAGUGAGAUAGAUUGGAGUAGCUCAUUUGGCACUGUCUCUACCAUCUCACUCCUGUCAUGCCCCCCUCUGCCCCUACCCCUCGACCCCUCUGCCCCGCCUCCCGCCUCUGCCGCCCGCUCCCGACUCAACACCGACCUUGAGGGCACCACUCACCCGGCACGGCCCUCCCCCUAUGCCUACCAAGUGCCAGCCUGUGUUUGCUCCCACCCACCUGCACUGCCAGAAAUCUUCCAGCCCGCCGCUGGCUCAGUGCCCAUAUCUGUAGCCCAGAAGCCCCCUGGCUUCCAGAGUGACCUGACUCUGGACCCUGACAGUCUUUCUGAGGGCCACGUGGCUCCUGGUCUCUCCACCGUCUCUCAAUCAAGACCCCUCUCAGCCUCCAUCACUGGGCAUUCCUCCACCUCUCCUCUCUCCUCUUCCCCCUCUUCCCCAUCCGUUCUUCCACAUCCCUCUUCCCCUGAUAUUCCACAAACAGCCACCUUUGCUGCUGCUCGCACCAGUGCCUGGAGACCCCAGAGUGUUUCCUCCUUCAUCACUUUCGACACCUCCCCUCCUGCUUCCCAGCUCCUCCCUGUCCCCCGUCUGCCCAAAGCUUACAUCACCUCCCUGGCGGAGCCAGGCAGAGCCCUCACUAGGCCCCCCAGCCUGCCCUCGGCCCCCGAGACAGAGUUUCAGAGGCAGUUGAGCACUCUGACAGAGGAGGAAUACAGCUCGGCCACAACUCCCAACCCAUCAAUAUCCACACUUGACCCAUUGGCUAAGCCCUUUGGGACAACAGUCCAUGAGAGAAGGCAGGGGGCAUUCUCAAUGUUUGGAGUGGAGGUUGUCCAGGCAAUGGCAGGCCCUUCGUGUCAGUCUCCCAUCCAAGGGGGACAGACAUUGCAGUAUGGGAUGGGAGCAACUGUUGACAAUGAGCCAAAAGAAAUUUCACACAGCCAAACCACUUGUGAGGUUGUGGCCCUGGCAAAGUGUCAAGUUGUAGAGGACUUGGAGAUGAUAUGUAAGGAAGAAAUGGAAGAGGAAGUCAUAGAGCAUUCUGGGAAGGAAGAGGUUACUGUGGCUAGGCAGGUGGAGGUGUAUGAGAUGCGAACUGAAAACAUGGUUUCUCUGCCGCCAUCAUGCCUAAGAGUUGCCAGUGCACCAGGGUUUCUAUCCACUCAAGCAUCCUGUUCAAAGGCUCAGUUAGAAUACUGUCCAGUGGACAAUAGCAUAUUAUGGGAGAUGCCAAGAAAGGAUGGUUCAGAGCUCUCUAUCGAUAGAUCAAAAGAGGAGAGAGACAUGGUGAGAGGAAUGGCAGAUAUGGUCUCAUCUUGUCCAAGCACUGCCAGCAUUCUGGGAUUUCCAUCACCACAUCUGUCCAAGGAAGUAAAGUUAGAGAGGGAACCUAACAUGGCAGAUCUGAUGCCAUCCUGCCCAAGAGUGGCUGGCACACUCGGAUUCCCUUCUCUUGAAAGUCAAGUAAAGGAGUGUACAAUCAACAUUGAGGCCAUUUGGGAGAAGCCCCCGAAGGGGAAAAAAAGGAUGACCUUUAUGUCCACUCCACAUUUGGACAGAUUAAACGAAGACACGGAGCUAAUGAAACACAUGGUGGCUCUGGUACCCUCAUGCCCUACUGCAACAAGUAUUCCUGGCUUCCCCUCUGCACCACAUCCCAAAGCUGAGGUAGAUCCAAGUAUAUUGAGUCUUAUGCCAGCUUGCCCUAAAGUGUCCAGUCUCCCGGGUUUUGCAUCUACUGAGGGGGCUACAACAUUAGAGUGGCUUGUUAACCCAAAGUCUAUGUUUGAGCACUUGCAGAAAAAUAAGGAGAAUAAAGAAGAAAAUGAUUGUCCAAAAUACAGAUCGAAAGAACACAGUGAGAAAGUUAAAGCAAUGGUUGCUAUGGUGUCAUGUGGCUCAGACGUAUCCAUGAUUCCUGGCUUCCCCUUUCCACCACAUCCAAAAACUGAGGUGGGGCCAAGUAGUGUGAAUCUUGUUCCCACCUGCCAUAAAGUUUCUAGUCUCCCUGGUUUUCAAUCCAUUGAGAAGGAUAGGUUGGCAGGGUGGGUUGUUGACCAGAAGCCAUUGUUGAAGAGACCACUAAAGGAGAGGAAAGUCAUUAUUGACAGCUCAAAAGCAGACCAAGAGGAAAUGAAAACCAAUGUUCCUUUGAGGCUAUCAUGUCCACACUCUGCAAGGAUCCCUGGCUUCCCAUCUGUACCACAACCCAAUAUGAUGAUUAUUUUGCCUGCUUGCUCUAAAGCUUCCAGUGAGGGGGCUACAAAAUUAGAGUGGCUUGUUGACCCCAAGCCUAUGUUUGAGCACUUGCUGAAGAAGAAGAAGAAGAAGGAGAAAGAUGAUGUUUUUCCAAAAGACAAAUCAAAAGAAGACAUUCACAAAAUGAAACCAGUAGUUGCUUUGGUGCCAUGUUGCCCAGAAGCAGCCAUCAUUCCUGGCUUCCCCUCUUGCUUCCCCUCUGUACCACAACCCAAAGAUGUCUGCUUGGGGCAAACUGUAGUCAACCUUCUUCCAUCUUGCCCAAAAGUCUCCAGUAUUGCAGGUUUCCCAUCCCGUCAGCAAACUGACAGAAAAUAUUGGCACACAGAUCCACCCAGAGAUCAUCAGCCAUUAUGGGAGAAGCAAAUGAAGAAGAAGCAGAAGUUAUUGAUGGAAAUAUCAGAAAAAGACAAACAAGGAAUGAAAGGAAUAGUGGCUCUGGUACCAUCAUGUCCUACUGCAGCAAGUAUUCCUGGCUUCCCCUCUGCACCACAUCCCAAAGCUGAGGUAGAGCUAAAUAUGUUGAGUCUUGUGCUCGCUUGCCCCAAAAUGUCCAGUCUCCCUGGUUUUGCAUACACUGACGGGGCUACAGCAUUAGAGUGGCUUGUUGACCCAAAGCCUAUGUUUGAGCACUUGAAAAAGAAGAAGGAAGAUGAAGAAAACAUUCUCCCAAAAGGCAUUAGCAAAACGAAAGCAAGGGUUGCUUUGGUGCCAUGUUGGCCAGAAGAAGCCAGGAUUCCUAGCUUCCGCUCUGCACCACAACCUAAGAGGGAGCUUAAUAGUGUGGAUCUUGCACGAUCUUGCCCCAAAAGCUCCAGUCUCCCAGGUUUCCCAUCGACGGCCAAAUUCCAGACAGGAGAUUGGCACGUUGAACAGAAGCCAUUGUUUGAGAAGAAGCUGAAAGAUAAGACCGUAAUAAUCAAAGAUAGGUCACCAGAAGACAGAGAAAAUAGGGUGUCACUGGCGCCAUCUUGCCCAUGUGAGAGUCUCACUUCUGGGUUCCCGUCCUUUACACAACUCAAAGCAAUAGAAGAACAAACCGUGUUUUCCUUAAUGCGAGCUUGUCCAAGUGAAUCUAGAGAACCAGGAUUACCUUCUAGACAGCCAUCUGAAUUAGCUCGAACUCGGGGAGAAGAAUCAGUGAGUUCUAUGCAGCCAUUGUGGGAAAAACCAUUGAAGGAUAAUAGGUCAGAGGAUAUGGUGCUUUCCAAGCCUGACCUAGGCAGUGCAGUUGGAGAUGAAAACCUAAAAACUAUGCUUGCACUGGCACCAUCUUGCCCCGAGGCAGCAAGCAUUCCUGGUUUCCCGUCUGCCCCUCCUCACAGUCUAGAGUCUAUAGAGGCAAAUGAGACAAGUAUGCAGACAGAGAAGAAAGAGGUUACUGGAGAACCAGCAGAGUAUGUUCUAGAUAAGGGUGUCCUCGACAGCCCACAAAUAGAGAAAAUCCCAUCUGAGGAAUCUGAGGAGAUCCAGAAGUCCUCUGCAGUGUUAGAACCAGAGCUAGUCUUAGGAUGGGAGGUGUUGGAGGCUGAGGGGUCUGUGGCAGAGAAGCAGCAGGAGGCCUCUGGCCUAGUACAGACCAUUGUGGGUGUCUUCUCCAGAGGUUAUGAAACAGUAGCAGCCAUGUUGGGUCCGUCUGGCUCCUCUCCAACAGAAGAUGCAGUCCCAUCAGAGAGCUCCUCUGAACCUGUCCCAGAUACAUCUACCCUGGCCCAGGAAGCAUUGUCUGGAAAGGCACCGCACCUUGAGGGUGAAACCAAAAAAACGAUUGAACUCCCAACCACCGUUGAGCCAUGCUUGUUGAAUCUGGAAGACAAACAGUCAAUGAGUGAGGCAAUGAGACAAGACACUGAGGAUGGGUUUGUUAAAGUCCUAAGCAGUAUGAGAAAAUGGCCGUCAUUAACGGAGGCGGACCUUACUGAGAUCUCCAGAGGAAAAUUUGUGGUAACUGGGGAAGAGGAGAUUUACCUUGACUUGUGGGCGCAAAUAGGGGAGAAAUCAACAUUAAAAGCACAGGACUCUGGACAGAUAACAGGUUAUGUUGACAUUUCUUCAGCCAUGUCACCUAUCGAGACAGAAUUAUCAACUUCAUUACACCUGGACAAGGGCACCCAACAUGCAAGCACAGAGGAAGCCUCUGCCCCUACCUCACAACCUUCUACAGACAAGUUGCUGUUAGAGGACAAGGCUCAAGAACAUAUAGUACCCAUCCCAGAUAAACCCUCUGAUGAUCAGACACUCACCUCAGAUGAAACACAAUCGGAAGUUGCCGCUGUUGUCGCUGGCCAGGCUGUCCCUGCACAGGUAACAACUGAACUGGUCGCUCCUCAUCAUGCAAAGAAACGAGACGGUAGUCUUUCUCCAGAAACUCAACAGGAAGCUGAUGAUCAAGGGAUUGUAUUUAAGGUAGUCCCUUCACGGCCUCCAAGGAGAAAAGACUGUCUCACUUCAGAGCGCAAACAGAAAUCUGAGAAUGUAUCUGUACAGAAGCCUACUGAAGUGAGAGGAGACCGUAGUCUUUCGACAGAACCUCUAAAGAAAGAUGAUGGCCAGAAGGGUUUCACUGCCCAGGCACCAGCUGAGAUGGUACCAUCACAUCCUGGUAGGAAAAUAGAUCGUUGUCUUUCAACAGAGCCUCAACAAAAAACUGAUGCCCCUGUCCAGGUGCCCACUGAACUGGUCCCUCCUCGCCAUACUAAGACAAGCCUCACUAAAGAGACACCACAGGCAACCGGCGUUAUCCCAGCUCCACGCACAAGGGGAACCUAUAGUGCUUCCAGUGCAGAACGUUCACAGAAACCUGGCCAGUUAGCCACUGAACUGAUUCUACCAUGCCCUGGGAAGAAACAAGACAGCUUCACUCCAGAGCCAUCUCAGAAAGCUGAUGAGCCAGAGAAUCUGAUUGCCCAGGCGGUCGCUAAGCUGAUUCCAGCUCAACGCACCAGGAAAGCAUCUCUCUCUUCCGAACCGCGACAGAAAGCUGACGAUUUAAAGACUGCUACUGGUCAGGCCACAAUUGUUCCCCUUAACUCCAUAUCAUGUACCUACAGAGUUAUACCCCGACUUUGGUGUGGGAGAGACUGCCCCCCUCUCGAUCAUCAGAAAAAUAGCCCCGCCCAGGCGCAGCAAGAAACCUCAUUCUCCCCCAGUGGAAUCAAGCAAAGCAGAGGAUGGCGCAGAUGAAGCUAUGGCUUUAGAGGCCCUGAAUGCUGCCAACCAGGGGUCUACAGCUCCAGCCCAGAUAGAGGAUCUUAUGAUAGACUCCUUUGUAAAGGUUGAGGCGGAGAAGCAGUCUCCGGAAGUUACAGACUCAUUUGAAAAGGGUGUGGCAGCAAAGCAGUCUCCGGAAGUCACGGGCUCAUUUGAAAAGUUUGAGGUGGAGAAGCAGUCUCCGGAAUUGACAGAAACAUCCACUGAGUCACUUGAAGAUGAGCCAGCUCA
This is a messenger RNA of Salmo salar (Atlantic salmon), 6594 nucleotides long. The record is from RefSeq and is a predicted model, not a curated record. NCBI's taxonomy places the organism in Eukaryota, Metazoa, Chordata, Actinopteri, Salmoniformes, Salmonidae.